CGUCAUACCCGAGACAUGAAGCUUGCUUGUACUUCUGAAGUUCUUGGUUUUAGGCUAGGAGGUCAGAACAUCUUAUAAUGCGAUUUGACAGAUUAUUCCCGUUUAAUAAAAACAACAGAGACCAGAGCCUUUCACGGGGAUUACAAUCGAAUUGAAGUUUGGCUAUGACUUGGCAUUCGUAGUGAGACAGGAAAAGAGUCACAUGAAUUUAAACUGAAGAUGGCGGAGCAGUAUUCAGCAUCACCAGGAGGCGUCCGGGAUUUGCAAAUUUCAGAAAAUCUGGACCAUUCCGCUGGUGGAAUGUCACAUCAGCAAGACAAUAACGGGCAUUACGCCAACAGCCCCGAAGAAUCGUUCUCUCCUACCUCGGUCAUAUACUUUAAAGAGGCACUAAGUUCUUCUGGGAACAUACAAUUCACAAAGAGGGAUCCCCGGGUUCCCGAUUCGCCACAGUAUGAGUUCCAAAUCCAGAGAAUCAGGAACAAAAACCCCAAGGACCCGAUCGGCAUCGAGCGGCUGAACCUGAUGAACAUGGCCAAGCUGAGCAUAAAGGGUCUGAUCGAGUCCGCCCUGAACCUGGGCCGCACCCUGGACUCGGACUACGCCCCCCUGCAGCAGUUCUUCGUGGUGAUGGAGCACUGCCUGAAGCACGGCCUGAAAAGCAAGAAGACAUUCCUUGGGCAGAACAAGUCUUUCUGGGGGCCACUGGAGUUGGUGGAGAAGUUGACCCCAGAAGCAGGAGAGAUCACUGCCAGUGUCAAGGACCUUCCUGGACUCAAAACCCCCUUGGGCCGGGGGAGGGCGUGGCUUCGUCUGGCUCUGAUGCAGAAGAAGCUGUCUGAUUACAUGAAGACCAUAAUCAACCGCAAGGACUUGCUCAGUGAGUUCUAUGAAGCGAACGCUUUAAUGAUGGAGGAAGAGGGAGCGGUAAUCGCGGGACUGCUGGUGGGGCUCAACGUUAUUGACGCAAACCUCUGCAUGAAGGGGGAAGAUCUGGACUCUCAGGUUGGCGUUAUAGAUUUCUCCAUGUACUUAAAGGACGGUGGGCACAGCAGUAAAAGUGCUGAAGGUGACGGACAGAUAACCGCCAUUCUUGACCAGAAGAAUUACGUUGAAGAACUUAAUAGACAUUUGAGUGCCUCAGUGAACAAUCUCCAAGCAAAAGUGGAUGCACUGGAGAAGUCCAAUUCAAAGUUAACAGAAGAGCUUGCAGUUGCAAACAACCGGAUCAUAACCCUUCAGGAAGAUCUGGAACGGGUAAAGGAGGAGAGUUCUCACAUGCUGGAUUGUGAUCGCAAGGUGUCGAAACCUGAAGAUGCAACGGACGGACAGGUCCUGGGAGAGGCCCGCAAACAGCUCAAGGAGGAAACCCAGCUGCGAUUGGACGUGGAGCGCGAGCUGGAGCUCCAGAUUGGGAUGAAGCAGGAGAUGGAGCUGUCCAUGAAGAUGCUGGAGAAGGACAUCUGCGAGAAACAGGACGCCCUGGUGGAGCUCCGGCAGCAGCUGGAUGACCUGCGAACCCUCAACCACCAGCUGUCCCACAAGUCCCAGGGGUCAGAGGUCACUGUGAAACAGAAGAGUGACAUAAUCAGCCGAUUGGAGGACAAAGCCAAUCAGAUGGCAGCAACCAUCAGACAGCUGGAGCAGAGAUCCAGGCAGGCUGAGCGGGACCGGGACCUGGCCGAUGAAGCCAAUCGCCUCUUCAAGCAGGAGUUUGGCGACAAGAUCGAGAGCCUGCUGCUGGAGGUGGAGCAGCUGCAGAAGCAGAGGCUUGCAUUGGGGAUGGAGUUGAAGAAGGAGAGGGAAAGGAAGGGUGGAGCUGCCCAUGUUGACCCCCCCUCAGUGGAGAAGCCACCCCCUUCCCCACAGAAAGACGUCAAGAAGCAGGUGGAAGACAUAAGAAAGGAGUUGGAGGCAGUCAGGAAAGAGAACGAUCAACUGCGGACAGUGUUGGAGAAGGAAAGUCUUGGUUCAAACACGUCGUCACAAACUGAAGAUGAACAGGUUCAGUCAGUGACUGAAGACAUUCAGCCAUCAAUCUGCAACAUGUGUGAGGACGCGGACUCUUUGACAAGGACCAAGAGACAGUGUGAGAACUGCAGAGAGGUCUUCUGUGAGAGCUGUCUGGCCAAUGAGCUGCCUUUGCCCUCCUCAAUCAAUCCUGUUCAAGUCUGCAACACCUGCCACUCAAAACUACUGCAGCAGUACGCUUCGAGUCCUUCCUGACCCUGCAGGGAACACAAGAACAAAUAAACAUAUGAUUUACUCCAGAUAGGGAAUGUGUGUAACAUUUAGGCCUGAAGCAUACCCUACGCAAGUACGUGAACGCAAAUGACAACGCCAGGCUAACGCACUGCAAAUGCACUGCCCAGUUGUACAUCCUCAACGUGUGUUCUGUCCCUGUGGAGGUAAUAAACCCCAGUCCUCAAGGACAUCACCAUCCAGGACAGUUGUGAAAGACUGAGCAGAAGAAGGCACAAAUGGAAGAAGACUGCUUCAUCCUGUUGUUGCCUGCUAUAGCGUGCCCUCACUGCAAGAUUUAACCCUGCAUCACACACCUGUGUUGCAUUUAGAAGUUCAGGUGACAUAUUUUAGAAUGCAACGAUGCAUGAAAUGCACUUUGCGCGGCUCGAAGCAUCUGCGUUCAUGUAUUUACGUAGGGUAUCUGCUCAUGUAGAAUUAUUGGUAGAAGGGAAUCCUUUGGCAGUGUGCAAGAUCUUAUCAGUGUUGCAUAUGUUCAUGGCUACAUUGAUCACGGUAACAUGGAACGAAUGGAAAAUGGUAAGUGUCCACUGAGUGGAUUGAAACUGCACAAGUGCAUGCCAAUAUAAGCUCUUGCAGCACAAGCUUAAGGGAAUACGCUAUUGAUAAAACAGUGUCUGGGAUGAAUUGCAGUUGAAUUGUACUCAGAGAAAUUUCCCCUUUACGCCAGGGGUCGGCAACCCUGGUCCAGGAGAGCCGCAGGGUGUGCUGGCUUUUGUUGUUACUCAGCACUUAAUUGAUCAAUGAAAGCAGUCGAUUGCACAGUUAACUUGCCUCACCUUGUUUCUUUGGUCUGAAUCAGUUGCUGAUUUUGAGGUGAAAACAAAAUCCAGCACACUGCGGCUCUCCAGGAUCAGGGCUGCGACCCCUGUUUUAGGGUAAGGCAAGACCUGCCAUUCAUGUUAUCAUCAUGCAGUUUGCCUGCCAGCCUGAUCUUGGCCUUUUCUCCAUUAUGGAACACACAUUUUAUCUAGUCAUUUCAAGACGCUACCAAAACACAAUGGUGUUUUCGAAAGGGCAACAGUGCAUUGCAAACAAAGGUUCCAGUCUAUAUUUUAGCAAUCACUGUUCUUCAGAGAAGUAGUUGCUUUUGUUGAAUUGAAUUGCUGGAUCUCUCAAUGCAAAAAAUGUUUUUUAGAUGCUCCCAUUGGUUUUCUAACUGAAUUGAGAGGAGUACCUAACUGAAGUGACAGUGUUUUACUUCAUGAACACCAUUUUUAAUCGCAUUUGUGGGCUUUUUUUUUUUUUUUUUUUUUGCCUUUUGGCUACUUUUCUCCAGUAACCACUUUUUUUCCCCACAGUGUCUGACUGGGUAAAAAUGGAAUGUGCAUCAUAUCAAAGAGAGUUCAUUAAAGCUUUGUACAAUCAAGCUUUAUCUGCAUUGCUUUAUUGAAGUCCUGUGAGCUUUUCUCAUGGCAUUGUAAGCUACUAGCUGUUGUAACUGGAAAUUAUGGUGUAAUAUUUUUCUGGGGUUCAUUUCAAAUGAUUGCUGAACAAUAAACUUUUAUUAAAACGCA
Molecule: messenger RNA, 3779 nt
Organism: Conger conger (European conger)
Lineage: Eukaryota; Metazoa; Chordata; Actinopteri; Anguilliformes; Congridae
Product: protein RUFY3-like
Exons: 18
Coding region: 220-2226 (668 amino acids)
Biological process (GO): regulation of axonogenesis
Cellular component (GO): cytoplasm
Molecular function (GO): metal ion binding
Source: RefSeq, a predicted model, not a curated record